AUGGAUACUAACGCCGACUUUUGUUCCCUUGGCAAGAACUUUGUCAUCAUGAGCUACACACCAAGAUUGGCCGAUGUGUACGCGUACGACCCAGCUCUACCACCAACCAAUGUACCAAUUGUAUCUGGGGCGACCGCUUAUGACUGCCCACAGAGCGGCAACACGUUCAUAUUGAUAUUCAAGGAAGCACUUUACUAUGGGAACCGGUUAGACCAUUCAUUGAUCAACCCAAACCAAGUCCGCAAGUUCAGAAUUCCCCUAUGGGAUAAUCCGUUUGAUGAGAUGAGGAAUAUUGGCAUCAAAACCAAGCCAAUAUUCGUUGCACUCAAGGCAAAGGGGACAAAGUUACUAUUUGAUUCAAGGGCCCCAACUGAUCAAGAUCUUGCAAAUUGCCCCCACAUUGAUAUGACGAGCAAAGUGCCUUGGAACCCAGGUACCGUACAACUUGGGAAAGUCUCAAUUGUCCACAAAGACCCAAUAGAUGACCCAAGAUCCAACGAAGCUGAAUUGAGACAAUUGGAUCCAAUCAUGCAAGGAAUGAACGAAUGGCGCACGGUACAGCAGACAAUAGUCGAUGGGGAGAGAUUCUUCCAACAAGUUGGACGAAUGGACGAUGAUGCACGAUUUGCAGAUGUACCUGUGAGGCCGUCCUUUGUAUCCACGGAACGACACACCAAAGCAACGGCAGAAAACCUAUCUGAACGACUAGGAAUCGGUUUGCACAGAGCACGCGCCACCUUGAGAUCAACACUACAAAGGGGAACACGAUCCGCCAUACUACCACUGGCAAGGAGGUACCGAGCAGACCGCAUGUUCCUAAGACCACGACUGAAAGGCAAGUUCUCAACCGACACAGCCUAUUUCAACCACAAAUCGAUACGAGGCAACAUCGCAAGCCAGAUCUAUUUCCACAAGAGCGGUUUCUACAGUUGCCAUCACCUCUCAAAAGUGGACGACAAGCAAGUUGGGCCGACCCUCAAGAAAUUCAUAGCUGACUACGGUAUACCAGAGCACCUCACAAUGGACGGAGCAGCAGUACAAGUGGGAUGCAACACGAGCUUUAUGGAAACGAUCAACAGAGCCGCGAUUAACUAUCACAUAUCCAGACCAUACUGA
Cylindrotheca closterium is the source of this 1116-nucleotide messenger RNA. Lineage: Eukaryota; Bacillariophyta; Bacillariophyceae; Bacillariales; Bacillariaceae. The record is from the annotation of a GenBank genome assembly.